Messenger RNA from Myotis myotis, 3238 nucleotides. It is a transcript of the gene TRPV4, whose product is annotated as transient receptor potential cation channel subfamily V member 4. The coding region runs from base 134 to 2764 and encodes 876 amino acids. Lineage: Eukaryota; Metazoa; Chordata; Mammalia; Chiroptera; Vespertilionidae. Gene Ontology annotation, cellular component: membrane; cilium. The record is from RefSeq and is a predicted model, not a curated record. Gene Ontology annotation, molecular function: calcium channel activity; protein binding. Gene Ontology annotation, biological process: calcium ion import across plasma membrane; actin filament organization; osmosensory signaling pathway. The transcript is spliced from 16 exons.
GGUAACCCGAGCGGAGGGAGGAGGGGCGCCGCGGUGGGCGGGCGCCGGGGCCGCGGGACUCAGGAAGCGCCGUGUCCCGGCCGCCGGCGCCGCGCGGUCCGGAGGCCCAGCCGUGAGGACGCUCGAGGCCAGCAUGGCCGAUCCCAGCGAAGGCCCCCGCGCGGGGCCUGGCGAGGUGGCUGAUUCCCCCGGGGAUGAGAGUGGCACCGCCGGGGGGGAGGCCUUCCCCCUCUCUUCGCUGGCCAACCUGUUCGAAGGGGAGGAGGGGUCCCCCUUGCCCUCACCGCCCGAUGCUGCUCGCCCGGUCGCUGCCGCCGCUGCGGGCACAGGCGAUGGGCGACCAAACCUGCGCAUGAAGUUCCAGGGCGCCUUCCGCAAGGGGGUGCCCAACCCCAUUGACCUGCUGGAGUCCACCCUGUACGAGUCCUCAGUGGUGCCCGGGCCCAAGAAAGCGCCCAUGGAUUCGCUCUUCGACUAUGGCACCUACCGCCACCACCCCAGUGACAACAAGCGGUGGCGGAGGAAGGUCUUAGAGAAGCAGCCGCAGAGCCCCAAGGCUCCUGCGCCCCAGCCGCCCCCCAUCCUCAAAGUCUUCAACCGGCCCAUCCUCUUCGACAUCGUGUCCCGGGGCUCCACUGUCGACCUGGAUGGGCUGCUCCCCUACUUGCUGACCCACAAGAAGCGCCUGACUGACGAGGAGUUCCGGGAGCCUUCCACGGGGAAGACCUGCCUGCCCAAGGCCCUGCUGAACUUGAACAACGGCCGCAACGACACCAUCCCCCUGCUGCUGGACAUCGCCGAGCGCACCGGCAACAUGCGCGAGUUCGUCAACUCGCCCUUCCGGGACAUCUACUACCGAGGCCAGACCGCCCUGCACAUCGCCAUCGAGCGCCGCUGCAAGCACUACGUGGAGCUCCUGGUGGCCCAGGGGGCCGACGUCCACGCCCAGGCGCGGGGGCGCUUCUUCCAGCCCAAGGACGAGGGGGGCUACUUCUACUUCGGUGAGCUGCCCCUGUCGCUGGCUGCCUGCACCAACCAGCCCCAUAUCGUCAACUACCUGACGGAGAACCCCCACAAGAAGGCGGACAUGCGGCGGCAGGACUCCCGCGGCAACACCGUGCUGCACGCACUGGUGGCCAUCGCCGACAACACCCGGGAGAACACCAAGUUCGUCACCAAGAUGUACGACCUCCUGCUGCUCAAGUGUGCCCGCCUCUUCCCCGACAGCAACCUGGAGGCCGUGCUCAACAACGACGGCCUCUCGCCCCUCAUGAUGGCCGCCAAGACGGGCAAGAUCGGGAUCUUUCAGCACAUCAUCCGCCGGGAGGUGACGGAUGAGGACACCAGACACCUGUCCCGCAAGUUCAAGGACUGGGCCUACGGGCCCGUGUAUUCCUCGCUCUACGACCUCUCCUCCCUGGACACGUGUGGGGAAGAGGCCUCGGUGCUGGAGAUCCUGGUGUACAACAGCAAGAUUGAGAACCGCCACGAGAUGCUGGCCGUGGAGCCCAUCAACGAGCUGCUGCGGGACAAGUGGCGCAAGUUCGGGGCCGUCUCCUUCUACAUCAACGUGGUCUCCUACCUGUGCGCCAUGGUCAUCUUCACCCUGACCGCCUACUACCAGCCGCUGGAGGGCACCCCACCGUACCCUUACCGCACCACCGUGGACUACCUGAGGCUGGCCGGGGAGGUCAUCACGCUCUUCACCGGGGUCCUGUUCUUUCUCACCAACAUCAAAGACUUGUUCAUGAAGAAAUGUCCCGGAGUGAAUUCUCUCUUCAUCGAUGGCUCCUUCCAGUUGCUCUACUUCAUCUACUCCGUGCUGGUGAUUGUCUCGGCGGCCCUCUACCUGGCAGGGAUCGAGGCGUACCUGGCGGUCAUGGUCUUCGCCUUGGUCCUGGGCUGGAUGAACGCCCUUUACUUCACGCGUGGGCUGAAGCUAACAGGGACUUACAGCAUCAUGAUCCAGAAGAUCCUCUUCAAAGACCUGUUCCGCUUCCUGCUGGUCUACUUGCUCUUCAUGGUCGGCUACGCGUCGGCCCUGGUGUCCCUGCUGAACCCGUGCGCCAACAUGAAGGAGUGCGGCGAGGACCACGCCAACUGCACGGCGCCCACGUACCCCUCGUGCCGCGACAGCGACACCUUCAGCACCUUCCUGCUGGACCUGUUCAAGCUGACCAUCGGCAUGGGCGACCUGGAGAUGCUGGGCAGCACCAAGUACCCCGCCGUGUUCAUCGUGCUGCUGGUCACCUACAUCAUCCUCACCUUCGUGCUGCUGCUCAACAUGCUCAUCGCCCUCAUGGGGGAGACGGUGGGCCAGGUCUCCAAGGAGAGCAAGCACAUCUGGAAGCUACAGUGGGCCACCACCAUCCUGGACAUCGAGCGCUCCUUCCCCGUGUUCCUGCGGAAGGCCUUCCGCUCCGGCGAGAUGGUGACCGUGGGCAAGAGCUCAGACGGCACCCCCGACCGCCGAUGGUGCUUCAGGGUGGACGAGGUGAACUGGUCUCACUGGAACCAGAACUUGGGCAUCAUUAACGAGGACCCGGGCAAGAACGAGAGCUACCAGUACUACGGCUUCUCCCACACCAUGGGCCGCCUCCGGAGGGAUCGCUGGUCCUCCGUGGUGCCGCGCGUUGUGGAACUGAACAAAAACUCGAACCCAGACGAGGUGGUGGUGCCUCUGGACCACAUGGGGAACCCCAGCUGCGACGGCCACCAGCAGAGCUACCCCCCCAAAUGGAGGACUGAUGAUGCCCCCCUCUAGGGGCUGCAGGCAGGGGCAUGGUCUCCGGCCUGCAGCCACCCCCUUCCCCUCCACCCACCAUUUCGAGUCCACCUGCAUUUCAGCCACAUGUCCUGUUGACCCAGAGGUGAGGGCCAGGCAGACGCCAGGAUGGCCCUAGGACCCUCUGGCCCCAGGCUCCUGCCCCAGCUCCCCUCCCCCCCUCACCCAGGCACAGGGCUCCUGGCCGCCUGUCUCACUCCCAUGGAGUCACAUAAGCCAAAGCCGGGCCUCCUGCCCACAGGGGCUCCCCAGCCCCUCAUUAUUUAUUUGUUCUGCUCUCAGGAAAACAGCAUGACACCCCACCCCCCGCCCCCCAAUGGAACCUGGCAGAGGCCUCAGGACCCUGUUCCGGGUCCCAGGUGCACUGCGGGCCCAGCACCCACCCCAUCCUGCGUCCUGGGCUGCACACAGCACCGGGAGCUGCAGUGAGGGGCCUUUGGGGGUGGGGAGGGG